This is a messenger RNA of Astyanax mexicanus (Mexican tetra), 10033 nucleotides long. RefSeq names its product pecanex 1 (gene pcnx1). Gene Ontology annotation, cellular component: membrane. NCBI's taxonomy places the organism in Eukaryota, Metazoa, Chordata, Actinopteri, Characiformes, Acestrorhamphidae. The transcript has 38 exons. The record is from RefSeq and is a predicted model, not a curated record. The coding region runs from base 226 to 7179 and encodes 2317 amino acids.
UCCGCGGAGUCGCUCGGAGCGAAGGAUUCACCCGUGGCGAACAUCGCUUUAAAAGGCAGCGGAGGCGCGGGGUGUGCUGGGAUGGUGGAGGACUGUGAGGAGGCUCGAAGCUGCCGAGAAGAUGGCCGCGGUUUGCGGGAUUUACGGGGCAGCUGUGUUGAUGAAAUGACGGGAGGCUGCUAGGCGGCGGUGUGCCGGUGUGGGGUAGAGAUUCCGCGGGUAAACAUGGGCUCGCAGACCCUGCAGAUCCUCAGACAGGGCGUCUGGGCUUCCAUCACGGGAGGAUGGUACUACGACCCCCAUCAAAACACGUUCGUGAACGCGCUGCACCUCUACAUCUGGCUCUUUCUGCUCUGCUUCCCCUUCACCCUCUACAUGGCACUGCCUCCCACUAUGGUGAUUGUGGGCAUUUACUGUGGUGUGAUUGCUGCCAUGUUCGUGCUGCUGAAGGCGGUAAACCACCGGCUGCACACGGCGCUGGACGAGGGUGAGGUCAUCGAGCUUCGGGCCAAAGGUGGGCAGGGCCGAGGGGCAGCAGGGGAACGACAGAGGGACACACACCCCCAGCAGGAGGACUCGAAUGGACCUGGGGAUCCCGGAGGGGGAAUUGAGAUGGCUGAUUUUGUUCGAGAGGAAACUCCGCCUGUUGACUGCAGCUCACGCAACUCCUACACAGGGAUGGACUCCAGCCACCAGAUUGCAUCCACUCGUGGAGGUCCAGCUGCAGCCAAAGGUGAUGUUGGGAAGACCUCAGAUGACCUCAGUUUGAGUCUGGCUCAGAGCUGUAGUCAGGACCAGGAUUUGAUGUCGGACCCAAAGAUGUACUGUCUCAUCUCCAACGGCUCCUUCGCUUCCAUGCAGCCCUCCACCUCGUUGGCUCAAGACCUUUACAGCUCCACCCCCCACCCUUUCAGCCAAUCAUUGUCCUCCUGCGACACAGAAAUCACAACCCACGUUCCCGUCCACUCACAGUCUUUCCGUAAGGAUCCGUCUCGUCCGCGUGGGCUCCCACGGACUUCCAGCUCAGCAGGCUCCGCGUUCCCGGACCCCUCCGUUCCAGAAUUCAGCCUCUACCCUCCUCCGCGGAGGGGAGGGCUGGACCCUGUGUGCGAGCUGGACACCUCCAGGCCACAGAGGGUGCCAGAGGGCAGGGAGCAGCUGCAGGACUUGGCCGUGCCGUCUACAUCGGGGACAGAGUGCUACAGGCACCAUAAAAGAGACCGACGGAGAUUGGCCCGGUCCGUUUCCAGGGAAACUGGGGAAGGGGAAUACGAGUGUGAAGGCAGGACUGGGCUGUACCAGGUGGAGGGGGUCAGAGGGGGGAGUUCGGGGGGCAGUGUUGUAAGGGAGAAAGGCGGAGAGCCCAGUAUGGACAGCCUGAGGAGUCUGAGCACACGGAGCAGCGGCUCCACAGAGAGCUACUGCAGCGGCACGGAUCGGGACACCAACAGCACGUUGAGCAGCCUGCACAGUGAGCAGACCAGCUCCACCCACGUGGAAAGUCUUCUCUCGCUGUCCGGCGACGAACGAGGGGCAGCCGGACCCACCGACUCGCUCAGUGCCAGCCUGGCCUCGGGGGAGGCCAACAAAAACCCCCAUGCCAACGAACUCAUCACCAAACCAGCCACCGAUGACCCCUCCACCCCUGCGAACACAUCGCAGACCACCAGCCAGGAGGGGGCGGAGCCUCGGCAGGAAGAGGGAGGCUUCAGGACUGCUGACCCCUCCCAGCCUGAGCAGACGGCGGAGACAGACGACGUAAAGCCCAAAUCGGGAGAUACUGUGCAGCGGGCAACUUCGUCCGCAGGCGCAGGCCGGAGUGGGCGACGUCGGAACGGUCUUGGUAAGAAGCGGGCAAACAGCUUCGACGCCAGCCGUCACCGGGACUACAUGAGCCUGCGGGGGAUAGCCAAGCCUCGCUCUGCCGUUUUCGCUAAAGGAGAGGAGGACUCUAGUGAUCAGAGCGAACUCAGCCACGCCUCCAGCCUCCACUCAGCCCACCAGCUCAGCACGGACUCCUCCUCUAGCACCUCCCACUCGUGCCCCUCACCUUCCGACGCCCGCUACGGCACCAUUGCGGCCAAAGUGCACGGGCACGCCCGGACACAUGCCAGCGAGCGAGCGAAGGAGAGGGACAGGGAGCGGGGGAAGAGGCGGUCAUCUCGGCGGGCAGCCAGUGCGGGCAGCGCCAAGACGCACGCCCGCGUUCUCAGCCUAGAUAGCGGCUCCGUGGCCACCACCUCCUCCUGCCUUACCGACCCCCACCACCUGGGGGCGCCUGCCGGUCCUCGGCCACUCACCACCUCCAAAUCAGACCUGGAGGCGAAGGAAGGCGAGGUGCUGGAUGCGGCAUCGCUGCUGGGCCGAGCGUGCCAGCUGGAGUCCGUCACUCGCUCCCGAAACAGCCUACCCUGCCCCAUCACACUCGCUGACACACACGAUAACAGUGCUGCUGCCAGAGCCCCGGGCAGCGAGGACGCUGUAACGUUUCGGCGGGAGCGUAGCACGUUCCGUCGGCAGGCCGUCCGGAGGCGGCACAACGCCGGGAGUAACCCCACCCCCCCCACCUCACUCAUCGGAUCCCCUCUCAGUCUGCAGGAGGCUCUGAGCCAGGCGUCUCAGGCGUCUGUGUCGGGGGUCAGAGGUCAUCCGUCCCGCACGCCGUCCCAGGUGACGGUUCUGAGCGCUAGCGCCUCCCUGCUGGUCAGGAACGGAAGUGUGCAGCUCGAGGGCUCUCAGGAUAAAGCCUCCACAGUGGGCGUGGCCAGCCUGCAAGAAGACUUCGGAAAGCUUACCCCUCCUCUGUACGAGGUUGGAGGAUGCGAUAUGUCUCUCGUCAACUUUGAGCCAGCAACGAGACGAGCCUCCAACAAUAUCUGGGACACAGAUUCUCACCUCUCUAGUUCUACCUCAGUUCGCUUCUACCCUCAUGACUUGUUUUCUUUUCCUCAGAUCCGGUUGAAUCGUUUGUUGUCGAUGGACCCGGAGCUGCUGGAGCAGCAGGACGGCGAUGUCAGUCCUGACCUGCAGGAGGCGCCGCACGGCCCACAGGACGGAGUGCACCCACACACCCACCCCAACGCACACAAAGCCAAGCAGUACUACCGCCUGUGGCUGCUGCCCUACCUGUGGGUCGGCCUUCACUUCGACCGGCUCACUCUGCUCGCUCUGUUUGACAGGAACCGUGAGGUUUUAGAGAAUGUUCUGGCUGUGGUGUUAGCCGUGCUGGUGGCCUUCCUGGGAUCUGUGCUGCUGGUCCAGGGCUUCUUCACUGAUAUCUGGGUCUUUCAGUUCUGCCUCGUCAUUGCCAGCUGUCAGUACUCACUACUGAAGAGUGUUCAACCAGACUCCUCUUCACCUCGACAUGGUCAUAAUCGGAUCAUAGCGUACAGCAGGCCGGUGUAUUUCUGUCUGUGCUGUGCGCUCAUCUGGCUGCUCCAUUAUGGCAGUGUGAGAUCCAGCAACUCCAGCAGGGUCAGCCUGUACGGACUUAAACUGACCGCCUCCAUACUGCUCACUUCAGCACGAGACCUCAUUAUCGUCUUCACUCUGUGUUUUCCUGUGAUUUUCUUCGUUGGGCUGCUUCCUCAGGUCAACACUUUCCUCAUGUACCUGUUUGAGCAGCUUGAUAUCCACGUCUUCGGAGGCAAUGCCUGUACCAGUCUCCCCUCUGCACUCUACAGUGUUGUGCGCAGCGUCAUCACCGUGGCGAUGCUGUACGGACUCUGCUACGGCGCGCUGGAGGAGUCCUGGGAUCCGCAACACAUCCCCGUUCUGUUCUCUGUGUUCUGUGGGCUGCUGGUGGCCGUUUCGUAUCACCUGAGUCGUCAGAGCAGUGACCCCUCUGUACUCGUAUCUCUGGUGCAGUCUAAAGUGUUCCCCAACGUGAAGGAGCAAAACCCUGAGGACCCUCUGGCUGAGGUGCAGGACCCUCUACCAGACAAACUCAAGAGCUCUGUGAACGAGAGGCUGCAGUCUGAUCUGAUUGUGUGUGUGCUGAUCGCUGUGCUCUACUUCGCUAUUCACGUCAGCACUGUCUUCCUUGCUCUGCAGCCGUUCCUGAGUUAUGUCCUGUAUGGGCUGGUGGGGGCAGUGGGGUUGUUUACCCACUAUCUUCUGCCCCAGAUGAGGAAACAGCUGCCCUGGUACUGUUUCUCUCACCCGCUGCUGAAAACCAAAGAGUAUUACCAGUUCGAGGUCCGCGGUGCAGCUCAUGUGAUGUGGUUCGAGCGGCUGCACGUGUGGCUGCUGUUUGUGGAGAAGAACGUUCUGUAUCCUCUGGUCGUGCUGAAUGAACUCAGCGGCAGUGCCCAGGAACUCGCCAGCCCAAAGAAGCUCAACACAGAGGUGGGGGCGUUAGUAAUAACUGUAGCUGGGCUGAAGUUGCUGCGCUCGUCCUUCAGCAGUCCCACCUAUCAGUACGUCACUGUUCUCUUCACCAUCCUCUUCUUCACCUUUGACUGCCGCCAGCUGUCUGAGACGCUGCUGCUCGACCUCUUCGUCAUGUCCAUCGUCUUCAGCAAGUUGUGGGAGCUGCUGUAUAAGCUGCGUUUCGUCUACACCUACAUCGCCCCAUGGCAGAUCACCUGGGGCUCUGCCUUCCAUGCCUUCGCCCAGCCGUUUGCUGUGCCUCACUCUGCCAUGCUGUUUGUGCAGGCCAUUGUUUCAGCUAUUUUCUCCACCCCCCUGAACCCCUUUCUCGGCAGUGCCAUUUUCAUUACCUCCUACGUCCGACCCGUCAAAUUCUGGGAGAGAGACUACAACACAAAGCGAGUGGAUCACUCCAACACCAGACUGGCCUCUCAGCUGGACAGAAACCCAGGUUCAGAUGAUAAUAAUCUGAACUCUAUCUUCUAUGAGCACCUGACGCGUUCUCUGCAGACGUCUCUGUGUGGGGAUCUGCUGUUGGGGCGCUGGGGGAACUACAGCACUGGAGACUGCUUUAUUCUCGCAUCCGACUACCUGAAUGCCCUCGUCCACCUGGUGGAGAUUGGGAAUGGACUCAUCACCUUCCAGCUCCGCGGCCUGGAGUUCAGAGGGACUUACUGCCAGCAGAGGGAGGUGGAGGCAAUAACCGAGGGGGUGGAGGAGGAUGAGGGCUGCUGCUGCUGUGAGCCGGGACACCUGCCCCAUCUGUUGUCCUUUAAUGCAGCAUUCGGACAGCGCUGGCUGGCCUGGGAGGUCCUGGUUACUAAAUACGUCCUGGAGGGCUACAGCAUCACAGACAACAGCGCAGCCUCCAUGCUGCAGGUGUUCGACCUCCGGCGCAUUCUUACUACUUACUACGUCAAGGGAAUAAUCUACUAUGUUGUAGCUUCCCCGAAGCUGGAAGAAUGGCUGGGUAACGAGGUGAUGCUGGACGGACUGAGGAGUUGCAGAGAGCGCAACUAUGUUGACCUCGACCCGACCUUUAACCCCAAUAUUGAUGAGGAUUAUGACCACAGACUGGCCGGCAUCUCCAGGGACAGCUUCUGCUCAGUCUACCUCAGCUGGAUACAGUACUGCAGCAACAGACGACAGAAGCCGUUGAACAGUGAGAAGGACUCUGCGUUGGUGCUGCUGUGUUAUGGUCUGUGUGUGCUGGGCAGGAGAGCACUGGGCACUGCAGCACACCACAUGUCCAGUAACCUGGAGUCGUUCCUGUACGGGCUGCACGCUCUGUUUAAGGGAGAUUUCCGGAUCUCCUCAGUGAGGGAUGAGUGGAUAUUUGCUGAUAUGGAGCUUCUUAGGAAGGUGGUGGUUCCUGGAAUCCGCAUGUCUCUGAAACUGCACCAGGAUCACUUCACCUCUCCUGAUGAGUAUGAUGAUCCAGCCGUGUUGUUUGAGGCCAUUUCUUCUCACGAACGGACGCUGGUGAUCGCUCACGAGGGCGACCCGGCCUGGCGCAGCGCCGUCCUCUCUAACUCGCCCUCACUGCUCGCCCUGCGCCACGUUCUGGACGAGGGCACCAAUGAGUACAAAAUCAUCAUGCUCAACCGCAGAUACCUCAGCUUCAGAGUCAUCAAGGUGAAUAAGGAGUGUGUGCGUGGCCUGUGGGCGGGGCAGCAGCAGGAGCUGGUGUUUUUGCGGAACAGAAAUCCGGAGCGCGGGAGCAUCCAGAACGCUAAGCAGGCUCUCCGCAACAUGAUCAACUCUUCCUGCGAUCAGCCCAUCGGAUACCCCAUCUACGUCUCCCCGCUGACCACGUCCUACUGCAACACACACACACAGCUCGGACACAUACUAGGAGGACCAAUCAGCAUCGCCAACAUCCGCAACUUUAUCGUCAACACCUGGCACAGACUACGCAAGGGUUGUGGUGCAGGUUGUAACAGUGGAGGGAAUAUGGAGGAGUGUGAUGGCGGCGCGUUGUCGUGCGGGAGUGGAAACAGCGGGAAUUCUGGGAAUACCGGCACUGGAGUCAGCGAAUCACAGCACAGCUCCAUCUCACACGGCAGAGUGACUGCACCCAACGGCCAGCACACACACACCCCUCACUCACUGGGUACGAGUCACAGCUCUCAGUCGGUUCAGUCCGCUCUGGUGCGUCACUCUCCUGCCCGCGGCUCUGUGGUCAGUCAGUCCUCGUCGUUUCGGUUCAGUAGUCGUCACUCGUCUCUGCGGACGUCAGCGACGGGUUUGGAGCCGUGUCGCUCGUCCAGCAGCCAGCUAUCCCUCCGCACACUGCAGCUACGCCUUGGCUCCGGCCCCGCCCCCGACACACCCCAGCCCUCCAGCUCAAUGUCAACACACUCUAUCCCACCCUGCAAACGGCACGCACACACACUCGCAGGUCUGCUAAGCAGUGAGGGAGGAGGCAUGGAGCUUCAUCAUCUGCACCAUCAUCAUCACCAUCAUCACCACCACAACCCAUCACUGUCCUGCAUGAGGAGAGACGACAUUUCUUACAGAGUGCAGAUAGUGGAUGUAAGUCAGGUGCUGGACAUGAUUAACUUGUCUAAGAGGAAGGAGCUGGUGUGGCCGGAUGAGUCUAUGCGUCUGCGGGCGGGCCGGAGCUGUUGGAGGGAGUGGAGCCCCUUAGAGGGCAUGGAAGGACAUGUGAUUCACCGGUGGGUGCCUUGCGGUCGUGAGCCGGUCAGUCGCUCUCACAUGGAUAAGGCCAUCCUGCUGGUUCAGGUGGACGACAAACUGGUGCCAAUCAUAGAGACAGGCGUGAUAGAGCUGGGGGCAGAGGUGUGAGAGAGAAACACACACACACACACAUAUUUAUACAUAUAUACAUAACCAGGAAGUAAUGCUCCCCAGCCUGCUAAUAGAAGGUAUAGAAUGCCAAGUAAACGGACAGAAACACACACCCACACACACACAAUAUACAUAUACACACACAUAUGCAUUCAUUUGUGUGGAUGUGUAUAUACACACACACAAGUUUGUGGACACCUAUUUUAAUAUAUGCAUUCAGUUACUUUAAGUUGCACCCAUUGCUGUCAGAUAUGUGCAGAGAUGUACUGCCAAUAGAAUAGAACCUGCUGGAGAAGGUAAAAGUAAACCUAUCGGCCCCAAACCUAAUACCAGGCGUGGGCUAGCUAGAGGAGUAUUAAGUGAAUUUGGGGAGUUUGGGACAAGGUGGGUGGUGAUCAUCCAACAUCUUGUCCUUACUAAUACUCUUCAUCACUGCAUACAAACAAAUCCUCCUAGCAAUGCUCCACUGUCUAGUAGAAAGUCUUCCCUGGAUAGUAAAGAUAGAUACUCCAACAAAAGCAGGAUAACGUAUUUUAUAGUACUCUUAUUUUCUGAAGAACGGUGUCCCAACACUUUUGGCCAUAUAGUGUGUUUGUGUGUGUGUGUGUAUAUAUACAAACAUUGUCAGGAUGCUGCUCUGAAACAAGUGUUGGACUGAACUGACUUAAUGCAAACAGGUUCAUUUUUUCAACAGAUUCAAACAGAUUCCUGUGUUUCAGUUUCAGAACUGUGUUAAAGUUGUUUUUUUAAUGUGGAAAACAUGAUUAACAUGUGGAAUGGAAGAGACUUUAGUUUACUACUCUCUUUAGAUGACUGUGAUAGACGGUACAGAAACCCACAGAAUCUUUACACUACAGACAGAAACACACACACACACACACAUGCACAGAACGCUCAAGCACACACAUGCUGAAACUCAGGCAGAGUCCUGCCUUGGCCUGCAUUGCUCAGAUAUGCUGCAUGACGGACGAACCCCCGUUACACACUUCCUUUCUCCUCAGUUAUUCAUUUUUUGAGCAGUGCCGAAGCUUUUCUGGGUCUUUUCUUUUCGUUUCUAUGCAUCUCUUCAGGACUCACCAGACACACAGACAGAGGCACACAGUGGGGAACGCUCCUGUGAGCUUCAGAUAUCAGCAGAAAACGACAGAAUUGUAUCUCUUAAUGCUUUAGUUUAUUUUAUUUUGCCAAAUAUGGCCUGGAGCACGGGAAUGCACACAGCUGUCUCGCGCUGAACUGAGGGAUUUUCUGAGUAGUUUAACUGACCAUCUUCAGGCUCCGCCCAUAGAUUGUUCUUCUUUAGUUACUGUUGCUAGGUUAGAAAAGCUUUACAGAACACUGGUAAUGAUCACACUUAACAUUAUAGUAUGAUAGUGAAUGUAUUGUGGUGAUCUACACAGAGAUGGAGCUACAAUCUCUCAUUAGGGUGAAAUAUAUAUUAUUAACACUCUAAAUGUUGGUAUUGUGAUUAUAUAUACUGAAGAAUACAUACAGUCUCUCAUUAGGGUGAAUAUACAACUUUGAAAACAAAUAAGAGACCACUUUAGUUUCUGAAUCAGUUUCUCUGAUUUUGCUAUUUAUAAUUUAUAGGUGUAUAAUUGAGUACAGACAACAUUUCUCCCAAAUUCCAAAUAAAAAUAUUGUCAUUUAGAGCAUUUAUUUGCAGAAAAUGAGAAAUGGCUGAAAUAUUUGUCAUUAAAUAAAGAUGCAGAGCUUUCAGACCCCAAAUAAUUAAAAGAAAACAAGUUCUUAUUCAUAAAGUUUUAAGAGUUCAGAAAUAAAUAUUUGGUGGAAUAACCCUGGUUUUUAAUCACAGUUUUCAUGCAUCUUGGCAUGUUCUCCUCCACCAGUCUUACACACUGCUUUUGGAUAUUUUUAUGCCACUUCUGGAGCAAAAAUUCAAGCAGUUCAGCUUGGUUUGAUGGCUUGUGAUCAUCCAUCAUGCUUCUGAGGUUUUAAAUUUGGUAAAAACAAAAACAAACUUAUCAUUUUUAAGUGGUCUCUUAUUUUUUUUUUUUCCAGAGCUGUAUAUUAAUAACACUCUAAAUGUAGGUAUUGUUAUAUAAACUGAGGAGGAGCUACAGUCUCUAAUGAGAGUGAAUAUAUAUAAUAUAUAUAAUGGCCUUCUAAAUGUAUGAAUAGUGUGUAGGGUUUUUACCAGUGUUCUGUCCAGCUUGUCCAGCCUAGCAUUAGUAGUAGCUACUUAAAAAACACAUCAGUGGGCGGAACCUGGAGAGGGUGAGUUAGUAGUAUGGAUAAUAAUGAUGAUGGUGAUGGUAAAUAUUUCAGGUUUGCAGUGAAGCAGGUGCUUCUCUACACUCUUUAGUGGUUUGAAUUUGUUUAUAUUUAGAUAUAAAUAACAUCAGAGGGAUUAAGAGAAACACUAUUGCGAGGCGUGUAGACUUGCACUACAAACUGUUUUUUUUGUACUGUUUUAAUUUUGAUUUACAGCGAUGCGCUACAAUCUGUAGGUUAUUAUUAUUUUUUUAUUUAUUAAGCCGAGUUUGAAUCGCCAUGCCUUGGGAAUGAAAAAUGCAAUCGUUCUGUCUUUUGUUUUUUCCUUCUGGCUUUUCUCUUAAACUUGAAGGCAGAAAUGGUUUGUACCGAAUAUAGUUCUAUAUGAAAAUAUAUAAUAUGUCACUGUAAAAAAAAGGUUUUGCUUUGAAUAUUUAUUACUGUGGUUAUUUACAUUUUGUUACAUCUUUUUUCAUUUAUGGGACAAAAAAAAGCUUAUAUAAAUAAAUGUAUCAAGGACCAUCGGUUACAAUGGAGCCGCGCUUCUGAUGGACUGUUUUUCCCUGUUUAACUUAAAUUCUUUUAUAAGACUGAAAAAAUAAACGCAUUUGAUUUACCA